Molecule: messenger RNA, 6363 nt
Organism: Scleropages formosus (Asian bonytongue)
Lineage: Eukaryota; Metazoa; Chordata; Actinopteri; Osteoglossiformes; Osteoglossidae
Gene: mrtfba
Product: myocardin related transcription factor Ba
Exons: 16
Coding region: 2819-5593 (924 amino acids)
Biological process (GO): smooth muscle cell differentiation; positive regulation of transcription by RNA polymerase II
Cellular component (GO): nucleus
Molecular function (GO): transcription coactivator activity
Source: RefSeq, a predicted model, not a curated record
AGAAUGGGUGUGGGUAGGGUAUGACGGUAUUUGAAAAUUGGACUAAAUGUGUUUUCUUGUAUUUUGAGGUCAGUUUGGAAAUACGUAUUUUCCGUGAAAAAUAUUUUUUAAAAAAUGUGUCAUCCAAGUAAGAACUAAAGAAGAAAGCAGAUAUAAAAAAGAAUAGCUUCCCCUACAAGGCUUGUGACAAAAAAUUUUGAGAUUGCAUAAUUAAAGUAGAUCACUGAUAUCAAUAAGGAACUUUUCCAUCUAGCCUCCCCUGCUUCUGAAAUAACAUCUCUUUUCCCCAGUGAUUAUCUCAAUCACUAGCCUGUAUUCCAUUUCUGUUUAACCAUAAAACACAGGUCAAACUACUUAUUAAAAUGUCAGAGUAGGAUGGGAAAGGCAGAGCGAUGCUGCAAUUUGUUUUUUCUUAAGUUGUUGGAUAAUGUGCCAAAAACAAAUAUAAACAAGUAUAAAUACAGUUCAAGCAUACAAGUAAAACAUUUGUGGAAUUGUGAAAUAUUGUUCAGUAUAAAUAAUACACACAUUCUUACAUAAUUAAAUGGUUAGAGUAUAAAUGUGCAAUGGAUGAAUGCACAUUCACAAAUUCAAAUAUGUAAAUCAAUAGAAACGACUUUGAGUCGGUCAAAUGAGCCCCACCAAGCAGCAGUGUGUUUGCUAAUAUAGUGGUAAUGGCAGAAGUUAAUAUACCUUGCUGUGUUGAAUGUAAUCUAGACAUUGGAUAAGGCCAUGUUAGAGCUGACAGUUGUUACUCUACUAUUAAUUAGUGCAGCUGCAUGCAUUAUGUGCAUCUUAAGAGUCAAAGUAACCUAUUGUUAUUGUUACUCUUGAUCCUCAACACAAACACAAAUGAGACUUCAUAACUGGAUUUCUUAGUAAAUCCAAAUUCUCCCUUAUCACUGUCACAAGCAAUAAAAGCUUAAUGCAGAUGUCCAUUAAAUUAUUCAUGGCUUAGGUUCUGUAGGAAACCUUGAAAAAUCAAAUGAAGUCUACUAAAGCCUACUAAUUACCAAAAAUAAAAAUCCAUAAUGUUCACAACCUUCUAUUUAAUGGCGAUUGUUGACGGAUUCAUUACGUUCAGCUUACAAGUCCAUGUAUUUCACAGUCGCACGGUGUGAUGGGCGUUGCAGGACUAGAAGAAUACUGCUUCGUAAUUCACACAGCUCACAAGGGAGGUAAAUAUGCAAACCUAGUGUUAGUCAUAAGAUUCUCAUCUGCCUUCAGAAUUAAUCUGUAGGGCAAAAAUUGGGGAUAAAUCAUUUUCAGUGAGAUAUGUGGACAGGAAGUUUCACACCAACACUCCUACCUCAGGCUGUGCGUUGGCUGUGUUUGCAGGUCAUUUUACUUUGACCAACGAUGAUGGAGGGCAGCGUUAAGGUCAGUUAGUCAGUGACUGGAAAUGUCAACCCAGCUGACCCGACAUUCUUGCCUGUGUGCUGUGUGUUACCCUUAUUGACAGUUCCUCCUUAUGUUAACCGUUGGACCGUGAGCCCGUCUCCUCCUCGAUCACAUUUUUGCGUGCAUUCUCAUUUCUCGGAGGUGUCACGAUCCCCGGAGCCCAUCUCGCACGCCUCCUCGUUCCGUGGCACGGCUUCACUUGGUCCGAUUUGCGUAACACAAAUUCCUCAUUGACCUUAAGAGAAUGCUUCUCGGUUCUCUUAGUCACAAAAUGCCAGUAAGGCGCAAACGGUAAAAAUACUAUUUUGAUGAUAUUUUUUAACACGUUAGCACUUUCGAAGCAUUUACAUUUAUUCACUUUGCGGACUCCAAAGCAACAUAUAGCUUAGAGACAAACAAGACUUGUAAUGGAAGGUUAACCAGUUUGUUGUGGACUGAUUACACAGUGUUUAAUUAACACAAGCGUUUUGUUUGCAGCAGCUUGCUAUUAUUUAGGACCACAUGAAAAACUUUAAUUAUCCUAAUAGCUAUAGAGUGUUUACUCAUUUUUGCACAAUGACACAACAGUGUGUGGUUCGCCAGCAUAUGUUCUCAGUUGUCGUAAUUUUUCGUUGCCUUCUCAGAAUUUUGAGACUAUGCAUGUUGUGUAAACAAGUGCAGCCGUGUCCUUAUGGGUCCUAACAUUUUAAAAGUAGUGGUAUACUUCCUGUUUCUCAAGAUACAAAUAUUACAGCAGCACAUAUUGUCUCUUGUAGAUCAAGCCAGGUAUGCUUUGAUAAAGGGAAAGCGUAAAAUUUUUAUGGUGCUAGCCUCAAAGUUUUGCUGUUUCCAGGAGAUGGUAGGUUUAUUUUGUCAUCUAGUUUUGGCUACAUAUGAGGGCUACAGUGUGUUGCUCUGAUUUUUAUGUGAAAUUCAGCCCAAUAUACUAGACCUUGAGUGCAGUUAAGGUAGUGCCAAGGGUUAACAUCAGCUUCGCUGGGCCCUCUCCCUAACCUUUCAUUGGCUGCGUGGAAUCACAACGGUGAGAGUCCAGAGACGCACACAGUGAGAAGGCACAGGAGGGAAAAGAUAGCGCGGUGCAGGGCAGGAGUAACUAGGGUGACCUUUAAUGGAGUGCUCUGAGAUGUCUCACACCAAGACACUUUCCCCUGAGACCUCGCUCUGGACCUCCUCACUCGGGACGGGCGCAAGAGCCCACGUCACGUCCACCUGCCCGGUACGACGGCUGGCCCGGAUGUAGAGACCUCCAGCAUCUGCAGCAGCACCUUCAGAUCAGACUUCAUCUUCUCCAAUGUAUAUAUUGGAUAUAUUUCUGUACUCCGUGGCAGCUGCGUGACAAAGGAGUGUUUUUUACCAAGUCCUCCAACUCCGACUGCAGCAGCGACGCACCCGUGAACAGCUGGUGGACCAGGGCAUCAUGCCUCCCCUGAAGAGCCCUGCAGCCUUCCACGAGCAGAUCCGCAGCCUGGAGAGGGCCCGGACGGAGAACUUCCUGAAGCACAAGAUCCGCAGUCGGCCCGAACGCUCUGAGCUGGUGCGCAUGCACAUUCUUCAAGAGACUCUGGCAGAGCCCUCGCUUCAGGCCACCCAGCUGAAGCUAAAGAGGGCCCGGCUGGCCGAUGACCUCAACGAGAAGAUCGCGCAGCGCCCAGGGCCCAUGGAGCUGGUGGAGAAGAACAUCCUUCCUGUGGACUCUAGUGUCAAGGAGGCCAUCAUCGUCGGCCAGGUGAACUAUCCCAAGACACUGGACAUGUACCCAUUUGAGGAAGACAGCAGCGAUGCCCUCUCUCCAGAACAGCCUGCCAGCCAGGAGUCCCAAGGAUCUGCCCCCUCUCCUGGGGAGCCUAGGCCUGUUGAAGCUUCUCCCCCACUGCUGAGUUCUACCAUGCAGUACCAUCCUGCUGUGUCCCAGCCUAAAACGGAGCUCCCAAAACCUGUCUCCACCAGUGACCAGCCAGCAGCUCGUCUGGCAGCUGCCCCCCAGUCCAUCACCAUACCGGCUCCUUCAAAGCCAGGGCCCACACUGGUGAAGCACAGCCAACCCAAACCAGCCGGAGACAAGAGCCGCAGCAAGAAGGGCAAAGAGCCCAGACCACGAGUCAAAAAGCUGAAGUACCACCAAUACAUCCCUCCGGACCAGAAGCAGGAGCCUAGCGAGGCGCCCAUGGACUCGUCGUACGCACGGCUCCUCCAGCAGCAGCAGCUUUUCCUGCAGCUGCAGAUUCUAAGCCAGCAGCAGCAGCAGCACUACAACUACCAGGCCAUCCUCCCUGCCCCACUCAAGCCAGUGGCCGAGGGGCAGGCCGGCACUUCCAGCGUAGCUCUGAACAGCAACGGUGGCCUGACUAACUCCAUUGUGGUGUCGCUUCCGACCGCUGCCCCUGCACGGCCCAACAACACUCUGGCCAACCGCAAGCCUGGCCCACUGCCAGCCAACCUAGAAGACAUGAAGGUGGCUGAGUUAAAGAUGGAAUUGAAGCUUCGGGGGCUCCCAGUGUCAGGGACAAAGACGGACCUCAUCGAACGGUUGAGGCCUUUCCAGGAGAGCACCAGUGCCACUACUGUACCACCACCAAGCUUCACCGGGGGCACCCUGUCCCCCUCUGCUAUGGAGGUGAAUGCCUCUUCAACCGUUCAGCGCCUCUCGCCCAUCCAGCAGGGAGUGCCAGAGAGCAUGAAUUCAACACCCCCAGCAUCGCCCAUGCCCUUGGAGCUCUGCACUGUUGCCGCAGAGGAGGUGUCGGUGGCCGAACCCUCAAAAUCUGCUCCGGUGAUGUCUCCACGCAAAGAGGUCCCCGAGGAGAAGGACCGGCGCCUGCACGAGAAGGAGCGGCAAAUCGAAGAGCUCAUGCGCCGCCUGGAGCAGGAGCAACGCCUGGUGGAGGAGCUGAAGAUGCAGUUGGAGGUGGAGAAGAGGGGCCAGCAAGCAGGUCCUGCCCUAGAGCAGAGCCCUCCUGCCCCUGUAAAGGAGGAGAAGAGCAUCUCCCAGAACUGCUUGGCCACAUGGUCUCCCUUAACCCAGCCUCCUGUGGUCAAACAGGAGGAACCUGCCUCCAAUCCUGCCCCAGGCCCAAUCCCACCUGUCUCUCUGCCCCCCUUCUUCAUCCACCCAAAUGUGCCCCAAGUCUUAGGCCAGCCCCAGACUCUGAUCCCAACCCAACCAGGCACCACUCAGAUCCUAGUGCCAGUCUCACUCCCAACCACAGGCACCACCAUCCAACUGCCCAGCACCACUGUCAGCCUGCAGACUCAGCAGAUCGUCCAGGCAACAGUACCCACUCAAGCCCAAGAUCUCAUCCAGCCCUCUGUUCCCAAGAUGAUCUCUCAGAAAGCAGAGAAUUCAGGCCCACAGCACCUGCCCAACCAGAACCAUCAUUUGACAAAGACCUUUCCAGUGUGCACCACAUCAGCUAGCGGUCUCCAGUACAAUCCUAACCAGACCCGGGUGAUGAAGGAGAUUCCCCAGUGUUUUCUAAACAGUUCUCCGGAGGGCAGGUCUUCUACCAGUCUUCCCAAUGGGCCCGUGAACAAGACUCCCUCCCCACCCACCUUCAUCCUCCAAUCGUCUGGCUUCACUGGCCAUGCCCCCAAGAGCAAAGACCCACCCCGCUAUGAGGAGGCUGUCAAACAGACACGCAGCAUGCAGACCCAGGUUCCCACAGCAACCAGCCAGCAGAUGGAUGACCUGUUUGACAUCCUUAUUGAGAGUGGAGAAAUUUCCCCCUUCAUUCGACAGGACCUGCCUCCGCUGACCAAGACGCUGCCUGUGACAGCCAGCAUCACAACCCUGCCCAUCAACACAGUGCUGUCACGGCCCCCGCCACAGGUGCAGGUGGCCCCACCGCCCUCUCUAACCCUGGACUCCACGCCCAGUCUGGCCACUCUGGCCUCCGACAACCAGCUGGAGGCUUUUCUAGAGGGCACGCUGUCAGGGGAGCCAGAGCCACGGACGUUGGGUUUGGCAGACGAAUUGCACUGUCAGCUCCUGGACAACCCCCAUUCCCCGAUGGACACUUCUGAGUUGCCCUUCAUAGACCCCACACCUCCCUGCUCCUUCGACCUGCAUGACACUGCCCUGGACAACAUGGAGUGGCUGGACCUGACCAUGCCGGGGCCCGCCGGGGGACUCACUGCACUGGGCAUGUCCACAGACCUGCUGGACACACAUGACCUGCAGCUCCAUUGGGACUGAGGAACCCUGUGCAGCAGCUCUUCAGCAGCCCUAGGACGUAUGCAGUUGUGUGAAAUGCACUCACUCAAACCUUUGCACGUUGAGUUGGGGAAUGAGGUGGGUUUGUUGUUCCCUGCAGCUGCCUGAGAAGAAAGCUGGGGUAGCUGUGUGUCAAGGCAGCAGAGGAUCUGUCUGAACACAGCUGUCCUGCCAAAGGCCGUGCCCUCUCAACAGGUUUGAGCCCACAUCUGUGUGGACCCGAGGACCAUUGAGCAAUGUCCUUCCUGUUCUCUCCCAGAGGACGUGUAAGACAUUAGGAACAGCUGUACACCAGAAUGGCCAUAUUCAUUUAGGGUGACCUGUCCUUUCUCCAUGAGUGUGUGGGUUUAGGGGGAAAGGCAAACGGCUCUUCCUCUGUUCUGUGUUCCUUUGUUGUGCCAAACGAAACCCAGAACCUUGUCAGGCAGCUGAUGUCCUCAUCCGUCUUACACCUUUGUUUUCUAAUUCGCUCUUCUGUUUAUCCCAGUGAAUGUUGCCCUUAUUUCUGUGGUUUGCAACGAUGGACACAUUCUCCUGUUCACCAAUAACUUAUUAUAUGUAUGUUUUUUUGGAUUUUUUAAUUUUUUUUUAAAAGAAAGGCUAACCUUCAGAGACUGUGUUCCGGUAUCUGAAAUGUUUCAUAACCACUGAUAUCUCAAAAGGAUGGAAAAGGAUUUUUUUUUUUUUUCCUGUUCAAUGUUAGUUUUUAUACGUUUCAUAACCACAGUUCCGUCAAACUUGAAAUGUGAAAA